AUGGCAUUCAUACUGAUGGUGAACAAGCAGGGACAGACCCGUCUUGCCCAAUACUAUGAGUACCUCACUCUCGAAGAACGACGCGCUCUCGAGGACGAAAUCGUUCACAAAUGUCUCGCUCGUACCGAGCAACAAUGUUCUUUUGUUGAGCAUCGGAACUACAAAAUUGUUUACAGGCGCUAUGAAUCAUUAUUUUUCCUGGUUGGAGUUGACAAUGAUUUAAAUGAACUUGCAAUUUUGGAGUUCAUCCAUCUUUUGGUUGAAACAAUGGACCGACAUUUUGGAAAUGCAUGUGAGCUAGACAUUAUGUUCCAUUUAGAGAAUGCACAUUUUAUGCUGGAGGAAAUGGUCAUGAACGGGUGUAUUGUUGAGACAAACAAGUCAAGCAUUCUGACACCAAUACAGCUGAUGGAGAAAGCAUGA
Messenger RNA from Juglans microcarpa x Juglans regia, 423 nucleotides. RefSeq names its product AP-4 complex subunit sigma-like. Gene Ontology annotation, biological process: protein transport; vesicle-mediated transport. The record is from RefSeq and is a predicted model, not a curated record. NCBI's taxonomy places the organism in Eukaryota, Viridiplantae, Streptophyta, Magnoliopsida, Fagales, Juglandaceae. Gene Ontology annotation, cellular component: intracellular membrane-bounded organelle. The transcript is spliced from 5 exons. Bases 1 to 423 code for a protein of 140 amino acids.